UAAAUAAAAAAAGUGUUUUGUUAAAUAAAAAUUAUACUAAAAUGAAUCCUACUGGUGGUGUAUUGACAGCACAAUCUGAACAAAAGAUUGUUGCACUGAUCCAGAAAAAACCUAAAGGAGUUACUGGAGAUGAAAUAUCACAGGAGUUAGCAGAUUUAGAUAAACAGCAGCAAGUAACUGUUAUAAAUAAACUUCUUAAAUCAGGACAAAUUGGUAUGGUACAAAGAGGAAAGACACAAUGUUUUGUUUUAAAAAAUUCUGGAGCUGCGCCGACGAUGAAGGGUGCUGACAAUGAGGAAAAAAUAGUUUAUAAUAUAAUACAACAGGGUGGAGAUAAAGGAGUAUGGGUCAGAGAUAUCCGGAGACAGAGUCAACUGUAUGAUAAACAGGUCGAUAAAGUUUUGAAAAGUUUGGAAUCAAAGAAGUUUAUUAAGGAAAUAAAAUCUAUUGCUGCUGGCGGAAAGAAAAAACUAUAUAUGGUGUAUGGCAUUGAGCCGCACAGAUCUGUAACUGGGGGUGCAUUUUAUCAGGGUCGUGAAUUUGAGACUGAAUUCGUUGAUGUUUUGACCCAACAGUCUUACAGAUUUUUGACUGAAAGGAGCGAGCAUGCUAAACAAAUGGAUGUUGGUCCACUUGCUUUGAAAAAAAUGUCGUACGCUUCUUGGAAAGACGUUGCUAAAUUUAUCGCUGAUCUAGGAAUAAGCAAAGUACAAUUAAAUCAAGAAGAGGUAAUAUCUAUUUUAGAUUCUUUGUUUUAUGAUGGAAAAGUUGACAAAACUAUUAAUGCAAAUGACGAAGUUGUGUAUGGAGCAAUUCCAUAUUUAAUUCCCACACCAGGACUUAUGAAAACUCCUUGCGGAUUUUGUCCCAUUCAAAAAAAUUGUGGCGAUUCCGGUGAUGUAACUCCAUUGAAAUGUCCAUAUUUCAAUGAAUGGCUUGAUGUCGAUAAUUAAGCAUCCUAUAUAUACCAAAUAUUUACAAUUUAGUCAUUAAUCAAUGACUAAUUAAAGUAUUACACUAAAUAAAUAUAAAUUAUUUAACAAUUAUGUACAAACUUUAAAAA
Molecule: messenger RNA, 1063 nt
Organism: Microplitis demolitor
Lineage: Eukaryota; Metazoa; Arthropoda; Insecta; Hymenoptera; Braconidae
Gene: Polr3F
Product: probable DNA-directed RNA polymerase III subunit RPC6
Exons: 4
Coding region: 42-953 (303 amino acids)
Biological process (GO): transcription by RNA polymerase III
Cellular component (GO): RNA polymerase III complex
Source: RefSeq, a predicted model, not a curated record